AUGUCAAAUCUAGUCCAGAAAAUCACCGCCCCGAAUGGCGUCGCCUAUGAACAGCCCCUCGGUUUGUUCAUCAACAACAAAUGGACGACGUCCAGCAACGGCCAGAAAAUCGUCUCUAUCAAUCCGACAACCGAGUCGGAGAUUGUUUCAGUCUAUGCCGCGACAGAAGACGAUGUCGAUUCAGCCGUUCGUGCAGCUCGUGCAGCAUUUGAGAGCGAGACUUGGUAUGGCAUGGAUGGUACUAGCCGUGGCCAACUGAUGGUGAAGCUGGCCGACAUUGUCCAGCGUCACGAGCAGGUUCUGGCAACCAUUGAAGCCUUGGAUAAUGGAAAACCCUAUAGCAAAGCCCUGGGGGAUAUAGAGGAAGUGUACAAUGUCUUGCGCUACUAUGCAGGUUGGGCAGACAAGCACUAUGGUCAGACCAUCGAGACGUCUCGCGCAAAGUUCACGUACACCAUUCGCGAGCCAAUCGGUGUUUGUGGCCAAAUUGUUCCAUGGAACUAUCCCAUCGGAAUGGCAUCAUGGAAGCUGGGUCCAGCUCUGGCCUGCGGUAACACGAUUGUCAUCAAAGCUUCCGAGCAGACUCCACUGUCAAUUCUGUAUUUCGCCAAUCUGGUCGCGGAAGCAGGAUUCCCUCCGGGUGUUCUUAACAUUAUCAAUGGCCAUGGUUCCGAAGCCGGCGCCACACUCGUUCAGCACCCCGCAGUCGAUAAGGUCGCCUUCACUGGAAGCACAGCCACUGGCAAGGAGAUCAUGAAGCUGGCCAGCCGGACCUUGAAGAACAUCACCUUGGAGACGGGCGGCAAAAGCCCACUGGUGAUCUUCGAUGACGCCCCGCUCGAAAGCGCCGUCAAGGCGGCGCAUUUUGGCGUGAUGGGGAACAUGGGCCAGAUAUGCACGGCGACGUCUCGGGUGUUUGUGCACGAGAAGAUCUACGAUUCGUUCAUGGAUGCAUUCGUCGCCUAUGUUGCUAAGAUCAACAUCAUUGGCGACCCAUUCGACGAUAAUACGUCCCAGGGAGCCCAGGUUUCGAAACAGCAGUUCGACAAGAUCCUCGCGUAUGUCCAGGCUGCAAAGGAUGAAGGCGCGACGAUUGUUUCGGGUGGUGCAGUCGCAGAUGACAGACCGAAUAGCAAGGGUUACUUCAUUGCGCCGACUGUUGUGGGUGAUGUCAAGCCCAACAUGCGCGUGUACCGGGAAGAAAUCUUCGGGCCGUUCGGUGUCUUCGUCAAAUUCAGCGAUGAGAAUGAAGUUAUCCAAAUGGCCAACGAUACAGAUUACGGUCUCGCAGCUGCUAUCUGUACUCGUGAUAACGCGAGGAUCCACCGCGUUGUGCCUAGACUCAAGGUCGGGAUGGUGUCUGUUAACGCUACCAACAAUAGUGACUUCCGGGUGCCGUUUGGGGGUGUGAAGCAGAGCGGAAUUGGGAGGGAGCUUGGACAGGCCGGGUUGGACGCGUAUUCUAGCAUGAAGGCUGUUCUGAUGAAUAUCACCUAG
Molecule: messenger RNA, 1497 nt
Organism: Penicillium argentinense
Lineage: Eukaryota; Fungi; Ascomycota; Eurotiomycetes; Eurotiales; Aspergillaceae
Product: Aldehyde dehydrogenase N-terminal
Exons: 3
Coding region: 1-1497 (498 amino acids)
Molecular function (GO): oxidoreductase activity, acting on the aldehyde or oxo group of donors, NAD or NADP as acceptor
Source: RefSeq, a predicted model, not a curated record